CCGGGCGCGGGGCGGGGCUGCUGCGCGCGGCGCGGCGGCGUCUCCUCAAUGGGGCCGCGCGCGCGGCGCCAGCUUUAGCGAGGAGGGCACAACGGAGUGCACAGAUCUGUGUCCAGCAGGUCCUCCUGUCUUCCUGAGAGUCACGACUUUGGUCUUUGGAGAUGUAACCCCCCCAGAAGAGUUCACCUGACAGGUUGCAGGUCCUACCUGGAGAGACCUGCCAUUGUCACCUGCUGGGCUGCCAGGGAGCAAUCACAGCGUGUCAUCUCUAGAGCAAACCCUCACAUCUCCCUGAGAUGGCAAAACCUGCAAAAACUCUGUGAUUUUGGGUCAGCAGCUCUUCCUCAGCAUUUCCUCUGGCCAAAAGCCCUCGUCUAACAGAGUUUUUGAUGGACUCUUCAUUACAAUUGGCAAAGAAAAAGCAGAGGAGGUUGAACAGUUCUGUUAAUUUUUAUUCCCUUUUCAGAGACUUAUUUGGGAGAAGCAGAGUGGGAGAGUACUGCGUGCUGGCAGAGCUUUUGUGUUUUAUGUGACGGGCUGUUGAAAGAGUUCUCAAACUGCACUUCCUUUCUGUGGGCUUUAAGGUCAUUUCCCAGUGCUUGCAGACUCAUGGAGGGCUGGGAAACCCUUCUCUCAUCACCAGGGAAUGAAAUGCUCUCCGUGGCUUUUUGGAGCCAACAAAAAUCUCUUUGUCUUCUCUUCCCUCCCACUGUUUCCCAAGCAGCAAGUUUGCUGACGGGCCUUGUCGGGAAGGGGGGAGUGCUCCUCCAAGAUCCAGGCUCUCGGGGAAAAUGAGCAGCUGAGGUGAAACGAAUGGUCUGGCAAAGAGUGUUUUGCUGAGGCAAUCACACCUGGGAAAAACAGCCAAGGAUUUUAUGGUAAAAGAGGUUAAGGAAGAGAAUGAGACUGUGGGACAAAGUUCAGAGACAAAAACGUGCAAUUCUCAGCCCAGAGGUGAUCUUGGAAUGAUAACAAACCUGAGAUUUAUCCACCUGUGCAAAGCUGGUUCUGUAAAACCUCGUUGUUCAGGUGGUGGUGUCCAUGUGCAGUGACUUCGCUUGUGGUGAUUUGUCUGCUACAGAAACUGGAUGGCUUCUACGGUGAACCUGGGCAAGGAAACAGUAUUGGAAGAUGGAAUGCCACCUGCAAAAAAGCCCAGGAAGCUGUUGCCAAGUCUCAAAACCAAGAAGCCUCGGGAACUUGUCUUGGUGAUUGGGACAGGAAUUAGUGCUGCAGUUGCUCCCCAGGUCCCAGCACUGAAGUCCUGGAAGGGGCUGAUUCAGGCCCUCCUGGACGCUGCUAUUGACUUUGAUCUCCUGGAAGAUGAGGAGAGCAAACGGUUCCAGAAGUGUCUUCACGAAGACAAGAACCUGGUCCAUGUUGCCCACGAUCUUAUUCAGAAGCUGUCUCCGCGCACAAGCAACGUUCGCUCAACCUUUUUCAAGGACUGUUUAUACGAGGUGUUUGAUGACCUGGAAUCCAAAAUGGAAGAUUCGGGGAAACAGCUGCUUCAGUCUGUGCUUCACUUGAUGGAGAACGGGGCCCUUGUGUUAACCACAAACUUUGAUAACCUGCUGGAGCUGUAUGCAGCACACCAGGGGAAGCACCUUGAGUCUCUUGACCUGACUGAUGAAAAGAAGGUGCUGGAGUGGGCACAAGAGAAGAGGAAGCUCAGUGUCCUGCACAUCCACGGAGUCUACACCAACCCCAGCGGCAUCGUCCUGCACCCAGCUGGCUACCAGAACGUGCUGCGCAACACCGAGGUCAUGCGAGAGAUUCAGAAGCUGUAUGAAAAUAAGUCCUUCCUCUUCUUGGGCUGUGGUUGGACAGUUGAUGACACCACGUUUCAGGCCCUGUUUUUAGAGGCUGUCAAGCACAAGUCAGACCUGGAGCACUUCAUGCUGGUGCGGAGGGGGGACGUGGAUGAGUUCAAGAAGCUCCGUGAGAACAUGCUGGACAAAGGGAUCAAAGUGAUUUCCUACGGAGAUGACUACGCUGACUUGCCCGAGUACUUUGAGCGGCUGACAAGCGAGAUUGCCAUGCGGGGCCGCACAGGUGUGCCCAAGGAGGGGCAGCAGCUGAACGGCUCUGCCGCUGCCCACACUGAGGUAAAAGGUAAGGCAGGCUCUCUGGAGCCAAGGGGCUUCACCCUGUGCUGCACCCUGGUGUCCCAAGCAGGUUUUCAGCCUUUGCUUCCACGCAGGAGGCAGCCCCUGAACCUGAGCCCUGCCCAGGCCCUGAGCUGUGGCAGGGGCUCCUGGGACAGGCCCAGGCCAGGCCAGCAGUCCUCAGAGAGGCCGGAGCCCACCACUGUCGCACUGCUGUCCAGCACUGAGCCAGGACCCUUCCGGCAGGGACGAGGCCAGGACAGAGCCACCUCGGAUGAACACCUGGUCUAACACAGUAAUUGUGGUUUUACUGGGGCUGUGUGUGCCUGUGGAGCGCGGUAUCCCUGAGGGAGCUGCAGGCUCCUCUAACUUCAUACCUAGUGCUUUUAUAUUCUGUAUUUCAAUUUAAAAAUGAAACUUGAGCUUUUUUUUUUUUUACUGGAAGCUCUAGUUUUCUAGUCCUGUCUUUUUACUGUACAGUAUUUUGUAUGUUGAAGUUGUAUUAAAGGCCUGCUCACUGAA
This is a messenger RNA of Serinus canaria (Common canary), 2630 nucleotides long. RefSeq names its product family with sequence similarity 118 member B (gene SIRAL1). The record is from RefSeq and is a predicted model, not a curated record. Lineage: Eukaryota; Metazoa; Chordata; Aves; Passeriformes; Fringillidae. Bases 1089 to 2399 code for a protein of 436 amino acids. The transcript has 9 exons.